GCAGAGAGAGAGGGAGACACAGAAUCCAAUGCUUAACCAACUAAGCCACCCAGGCGCCCCAAACUUUGCUUGAUUUCAAUGCCUCAGUAAUAUUAUUCUCUCUUUCAAAGCUGUACAGGGAGGAAGAAAUAUCCAAUGGCCCUGAGAAAUUAUACCAAGGUGUCUGAAUUUAUUUUUUGUGGACUUACCCAGUCUCAAGAGCUGAGCUUGCUCUUAUUUUUCUUUUUAUCUGUAGUUUAUGUAACAACUGUGUUAGCAAAUGUUGCCAUCAUGGUCACUGUGACCUACGAGUCCCGCCUUCACACGCCCAUGUACUUCCUGCUCCGCAAUCUCUCCGUCUUGGACAUCUGCUUCUCCUCCAUCACCGCUCCCAAGGUCCUCGUAGACCUCCUGUCAAGGACGAAGACCAUCUCCUUCAAUGGUUGCAUCACUCAGAUCUUCUUCUUCCACCUCCUCGGGGGGGCAGACAUUUUUUCUCUCUCUGUCAUGGCCUUCGACCGCUACAUGGCCAUCUCCAAGCCCCUGCACUACGUGACCAUCAUGAGCAGGGGGCGAUGCACUGCCCUCAUCGUGGCCUCCUGGGUGGGGGGCUUUGUCCACUCCAUCGUGCAGAUUUCCCUGUUGCUGCCCCUCCCUUUCUGUGGACCCAAUGUUGUUGAUGGCUUCUACUGUGACGUCCCCCAGGUCCUCAAACUCGCCUGCACCAACACCUUUGCUCUUGAGGUCUUAAUGAUUUCCAACAAUGGUCUAGUCACUACUUUGUGGUUUGUUCUUCUCCUUGUGUCCUACACAGUCAUCUUGAUGAUGCUGAGAUCUCACGCUGGGGAGGGAAGGAGGAAAGCCAUCUCCACCUGCACCGCCCACAUCACUGUGGUGACCCUGCACUUUGUGCCCUGCAUCUAUGUCUACGCCCGGCCCUUCACCGCCCUUCCCAUGGACAGAGCUGUCUCCAUCACCUUCACGGUCAUCAUCCCGGUCCUGAACCCCAUGAUCUACACCCUCAGGAACCAGGAGAUGAAGUCAGCCAUGAAGAGAUUGAAGGGAAGACUUAUGUUUUCUGAAAGGGGAUAACCUCAUUAUAGAUUGUUGAU
Molecule: messenger RNA, 1091 nt
Organism: Felis catus (domestic cat)
Lineage: Eukaryota; Metazoa; Chordata; Mammalia; Carnivora; Felidae
Product: olfactory receptor 4D11-like
Exons: 1
Coding region: 136-1071 (311 amino acids)
Biological process (GO): G protein-coupled receptor signaling pathway
Cellular component (GO): membrane
Molecular function (GO): G protein-coupled receptor activity; olfactory receptor activity
Source: RefSeq, a predicted model, not a curated record